This is a messenger RNA of Exophiala oligosperma, 2418 nucleotides long. RefSeq lists its product as uncharacterized. The record is from RefSeq and is a predicted model, not a curated record. NCBI's taxonomy places the organism in Eukaryota, Fungi, Ascomycota, Eurotiomycetes, Chaetothyriales, Herpotrichiellaceae. Gene Ontology annotation, biological process: DNA recombination; cellular response to gamma radiation; cellular response to X-ray. Bases 182 to 2281 code for a protein of 699 amino acids. The transcript has a single exon. Gene Ontology annotation, cellular component: Ku70:Ku80 complex; nucleus. Gene Ontology annotation, molecular function: damaged DNA binding; double-stranded DNA binding; telomeric repeat DNA binding.
GCAUAGUCGAGGCAACAUGCAAGUACGGACGACAACAGCCCGACCCAUUGACACUGUACGUAAGAAUACUUCAGCAUAGGAUUUGAUGUCAUAACUCUCUUGGGUAUGCUGUUGCGAAGGAGUUACGCUAACUCCUCAAGCCGCUCAUCGAAACAACUAAACCCAGCAUAUCGACACAGUCAUGUCUGAGAAAGAAGCGACAGUCUACCUCAUAGACGUGUCAAGGUCUAUGAGCAAAAAGCACUCUGGUCGAAGCCAAACCGACCUCGAGUGGGCUCUCCAAUAUGUCUGGGAUAAGAUCACGAAUGUCGUCUUCACUGGGCGAAAGACCCUCAUGAUCGGUGUUGUUGGUCUUGGGACCGAUGGCACGAGCAAUGACAUGGCAAGCCAGGACGACUCGUACAAACACAUCAGUGUCCUACAGCCCAUAUCACAGAUCCUUAUGCCCGAACUACGGAGCCUGCCAAAAGUCCUCACGCCCAGCAAGACAGACGAUCGGGACGUCCUCUCCGGCAUCAUUAUUGCGGUCGAUAUGAUGAUGAAGCAUUGUAAACAUCUGAAGUACAAGAAAAGGAUUGUUGUCAUCACAAAUGCUACUGGCCAUAUCGACGCUGAUGAUGUCGAGAGUACAGCAGAGCAGUUUAAGAAUCAUGACAUCGAAUUGGUGUUGUUGGGCAUUGAUUUUGACGACCCUGAUUACGGCACCAAGGAGGAAGAUAAAUCUGCGACCAAGGCAGAGAACGAGCGGACACUGAAGAAGCUGGUUGACCUUUCAGGUGGGAUGUUUGGGACAAUGCAAGAAGCCAUUGAUCAGCUCUCACGGCCAGAUAUGAAGCCUAUACGAGCGACACCGACCUAUAGAGGACAAUUGAGGCUGGGUGACCCAGAGCAAUAUGAUACGGCUUUGUCGAUCGACGUCGAGCGGUACUUCAAGGUUCAGACCAGACGGCCUCCAACAGCAAGCUCAUUUGUGAUUCGAGAGAACACUGCCGAUGAUGAUCAAGGCUUGCAGUCCGUGCACAGCAUAUACAAGUACUCCGCUAAACUCGAGAACGGAGAGACAAAAGAACUCAGUCGGGAGGAGCUGGCCAAAGGAUACGAAUACGGACGCACUGCGGUGGCAAUCAUGGAGUCAGAACAGAACAUUACAAAACUUGAAACCUCGAUGGGUUACGAUAUCUUGGGCUUUAUCCCGAUGGAACAUGUGGAACGAUAUAUGCUGCUGGACAACUCCAAUGUAGUUGUGGCACAGAGAGGUAACGACAAGGCAGCGCUUGCUCUUUCGUCACUAGUCCAUGCCCUCUUUGAAUUGGGUUCUGUGGCGGUCGGCAGACUUGUAAAAAAGGACAUGCAGGAUCCCAUUUUAACAAUUCUGUCACCAUUGGUGGAGGCUGAUCUUGAAUGCUUGGUCGAAAACGUCCUUCCGUUUGCAGAAGAUGUUCGCUCAUAUCGAUUCCCGCCGCUGGACAAAGUGCUCACUGUGUCGGGAAAAGAACUGACUGAGCACCGCAACCUGCCAAACCAAAAGUUGAUGACAAGCAUGAGUGACUUUGUCGACAACAUGACCCUCAUGAACGAUGAUGAAGAAAUGAUGGCAAUGGAAGACACAUUCUCGCCUGUUCUGCAUAGGGUAGAAGGGGCGAUCAAAUUCCGAGCCAUCCAUGGCCCUGAGAAAUUCCCAGAUGAGCCCGAGAUGUUCAAAACUUAUCGUGAACAACCAGAAGAGCUUCGGGACCGCAGUCAAAAGGCGCUGGAAAAGUUGAUCGAAGCGGCCGACGUCAAAAAGGUGCAACAAAGAGCCAAAGGCCGAAGACGAUAUCGUGAUACUGAGAAGCCGAUUUCUGGAUUGGAUGUGAGCGAGCUUUUGCGCAAGGAGAAACGAGACCACGUCUCCCCAGACAAUGCAAUCCCCGAGUUCAUCCAAAUGAUAGAGACUGCAGCUGAUGAGAAAUAUAUCGCCACCAUUGUGCAGCAGAUGGGUACGAUCCUGACAGACUGGGUCCGCACCAGCUAUGGCGAAAAGAACUAUGGGAAAGUGGUUGAAGGUCUCGGCACCGUUCGCCAGUGGAUGCAAGAGCUCGAAAUGCCUGAUUUGUACAACAACAUGGUCCAAGAAUUGAAGGAGAAGAUCCUCUCCAAACAGCUGGGCGGAGAUCGAGCGUUGAUGUGGUUCCAGGCCCGCAAGAACAAGCUCGGACUGAUCAGUAGUGACGAGUGCAAACCGUCCAAGAUAACGGCGGAAGCGGCGCAUGCUUUCCUCGACCCAAAGCCCGGAACAUGACAUUAACUUCUGGUGUGUGCUCAUACUAUGGAGAACUGACUGUAAUGCAUUUGACAAAACCUGCGAACGCUAUGAUACCCGCCAUGUUGUACUCCGUACAAGUGAAUGAUAUGAACAAAUUUAUGUCCAGGUUCUAA